AUGUUCACGGGCGACGAAGAGCUUGGAAAGAAAGACGAUGACCAUAGGCCGCACACCAACAAUGCUCCAUCAUCAUCAUCGUCAUCAUCAUCAUGGUCUGCCCGAAAGACUUCGCCGGUAUUCCGAAGGAGGAGGAUCAUUUACGGCAUCUGCGCUCUCCUCUUUAUCUAUGUCUUCGUCAAAAACAUUCCAGACGAUCUGGGGCCAAGUACACGAGAUUUCAAUCCCGGGGCCAUUCACGUUGGCAAGCUCCCUGAAGGAACGGUAGACCCACCAGCCAAAAAGCCAAAACGUCCUGCAACACCAUCCGAGGCAGAGGAACAUUAUCACGAUGGACCCAUCAAAUUCUACAAGCUGGCUUCAUCGCUGCAUUCCGUUGCGCGACUAGGCGGUCAACAUGAAUUCAAUAAAAAUGUUUUAUUCGCUGCGGCGAGCUUGAAAAGCGCUUCCGAGAUCAUACCACUGGCCUGCGAGAUGGCUCGAUGGGAGAGGAAUGACGUCCACUUCGCCAUCAUGGGCAGAGAUGACAUGGAGAUACAAGAGAUCAAGAGCCUCAACGGGGCUGUCGAUGAUUGCAAUGUUCAUUGGCAUGACGCUCGUCCGGAUUACUCUCGUUGGAGUUCAGAAUUUCGUAUGGAGGUUAGCGUGGAAGCGAGUAUGGACCAUAUUCAGACCUUCGUACAUCCUCAAGUUAUCGUUAUCGACAAUCCAAGCAGGGAAGAUACUUUCUUCGUAACGACGUUGAGGAGCAAGGCCAUGGAUAUCGGCAAGUCAAUUAUAGAACUGCCAUCGGACGCAACGGAGAAUAUGAUGUGGAUUACACGGCUUGAUAGCGGAUCACUUGCAGCGUGGUCCACGACCUACAUCGACUUGCUCAUCCAGGCACCAUCAGGCUCGUCGGGAUCCCUUGUCCGCCUCCUGAAAUCUAUCGAAAGCGCAGACUAUCUUGGCACGCGACGGCCGCAUUUGACAAUCGAGCUUCCUGCGGAGAUUGACGCUGCCACUUGGAGAUAUCUCGAGAACUUUGUAUGGCCACCGGUGGACUCUUCAGGAGCAUCGCACGCUUCACAAGUUUCACUUCGACACCGUAUACCUCGUCGGACCUUGACAGAAUAUGAGGCUUCUGCACGUUUGAUUGAGUCAUUCUAUCCAGUGAGGACGAAAGAUUCCCAUGUCCUGUUACUGUCUCCUCAAAUCGAGCUUUCGCCCUUGUAUUAUCAUUAUCUCAUAUACCAUCUACUUGAGUACAAAUACUCCGCCCACGGUAAGGAAACCAAGAAUUCUCCACACCUCAUGGGUAUCAGCCUCGAACUCCCCACGCACUUUCUGAACGACAGCGAACCGCUCGUACCGCCCCUGAUGGAAAAACCGCCGUCCAAUCGCGAAGGUGGCUCACCAGGGGAACCUACACCAUUCCUCUGGCAAGCUCCCAACAGUAAUGCUGCUCUCUAUUUUGGCGACAAGUGGAUGGAAUUUCACUCUUUCCUCACCGCCCGCCUCUCCAAGCCACCUACAACCCGUACGAAAUUGGUCAGCAAGAAGCAUCCGUCCUGGCUAGAGUUUCUCCUCGAGCUGAUGUGUGCACGCCGUUACUCACUCCUCUACCCCACCAUCUCUAUCGACGGCGAAGCAAUUGCCACCGUGCACGAUGAACUCUACCAAGUCCCCGAAGAAUUCCCCAGAGAACCUUCUACUCCCGCCUCCGUACCCGAGCUCAAUCCCGACGAACCUCUAUCUUUGGUCUACGAAAAAAAGGACCGUCCCCCACCCAACACUGAACAUUCUCUCUCGUCAUCUACCCUGCUCUCAAUCCUCCCAAAUUCCGGCGAUCUCCCUGAAAUCCCCAACCUGCCCCUUCUGGCUUUCGACGGCCUGACUCUUACCCAGAACCAGGCCAAUGACGACGCGUGGACGUUCACGGAGGCGUAUCGCCGCGACAUCGGCGGCUGUAAAGUUGAGGCGGAAAUCACGAAACGCGAGCCUAACAGCGCGCUUGACCUUUUCUGUCACCUUGACCAAGUGUACGAUCCCAUGAACGUCGGAGUGCAACCUCCUAAGAAAACCCGUCGUGGAGGUGCUCAGAGAAAGCCUGAGGUAGAUGAGGAUAUCAUACCGGCAGAACAGAAGGAAAGUGCGAAAAUGGAAGCCUCUGAGCACUUGGCAAGACAGGCUGGCAAAGACACAGCCAGCCGGCCCAAAAUCAAGGGUGACGACGGCGAAGAGACGCAGAAUGAGUUUCACGCUCAGAUGGAAAGGCAGAAAAAGCAAGCUGAGCCUGGAGAGGAGAAGGUCGCAGAGGAUGAUGGCGAAGAAGAGGGAGCUGAGGUCAAGAAGCAGGAGCCGAAGAAACCAGCGGAAGAUCCGAAACCGAAGACCGCGCCAGAGAAGGGGCCCGGUUGGUAA
Messenger RNA from Letharia columbiana, 2403 nucleotides. RefSeq lists its product as uncharacterized. The transcript is spliced from 3 exons. NCBI's taxonomy places the organism in Eukaryota, Fungi, Ascomycota, Lecanoromycetes, Lecanorales, Parmeliaceae. The record is from RefSeq and is a predicted model, not a curated record. Bases 1 to 2403 code for a protein of 800 amino acids.